GUGGAGCCGUGCGAGAGAGUGGUCGGCUGGUUCACCUUGCUGACUGGUUGGCUGAGUGAAUACCUGACUGGCUAAUCAGCUAGCUAGCUAAUAUUUGCUGCAGGGGAGGCUAAUGAGUUAUGCCACUACUGGAGAGAACAGAACUACAACAUGGCUCAAAACAUCUCCAUAUUGCUCCUGCCCUUAAUCAUCACAUCGCUGAUGUUGGCCAGCGCCAAGACAAUGUCAACCAAACAAAUAUCACAGAAGCAGCCACAUAUCAUACUCAUAGUAGCUGAUGAUUUGGGUUGGAAUGACGUAUCCUGGAAUAAUCCCUACGUGGUCUCGCCCAACAUGAAUGACCUGGCUGUCAACGGGGUCAUCCUUAACCAAUCCUACGUCCAGCCAACUUGCACUCCUACGAGGGCGGCCCUCAUGACAGGGAGAUAUCCUUUCACUAUAGGACUCCAGCAAGGCGUCAUAGGACCCAUGGAACCGAUGGGCGUGCCCCUCAGAGCCCAAAUGCUGCCAAGUUUCCUGAAGAAGGCUGGGUACACGACGCAUGCCAUUGGAAAAUGGCACCUGGGGUUCUGUUCGUGGGACUACACUCCCCUGAAGAGAGGAUUCGACACCUUCUACGGAUACUACACAGGCUCCGAAGAUUACUUCACCCACAAAAGGUCAGCUUCUAGCGAAGGGAAGAAGAAGAAGAAAAAGAAGAAACGAGGAAAGGACGACUUUGAAGAUGACGAUGAUGAUGAAGAGGAGACAGGGAGAAGAUUGAGGGCCAGGGAAAGGGAAUACUUGGACCUCAGAAAUAAUACCAGAGUUGAUAACAAUAAAGCCGGCGUUUAUUCAACACACAUCUUCUCCUCAGCUGCAGAAGAAAUCAUCAGGUCUCGAAAGCCAAAGGACCCGAUGUUCAUGUACAUAGCCUUCCAGAGCGUCCAUUCUCCUCUCCAGGUCCCUCGAGAGUAUAUGGUACCCUACAAGCACAUCAAGUACUACGAACGAAGACUUUACUUAGGAAUGGUGACAGCUAUGGACGAGGCCAUUGGUAAGGUCAUCACUGCUCUGAAAGAAACAGGCCAUUACGAAAACUCAGUCAUUAUUUUCACAACUGACAAUGGAGGAUCUGUCAAGAAGGGAGGAAGCAACUGGCCACUGAGGGGAGGAAAAGCCUCACUCUGGGAGGGAGGAACCAGGGGUCCAUCUUUCAUCCAUUCUCCUCUGCUGCCAAAUCCUGGGACAGUGACAGAACACUUGCACCACGUCACCGACUGGUUCAGCACCAUUUCAAGCAUCGCAGGGGUACUCACCUUGCCAAAGGUCGAUGGUGUCAAUCAGUGGGACGCCCUGACUGGCAGUUCUCAGGUCCCACAGAGAGAAACCAUGAUCUACAACAUGGACGAUUCCAAAAAGUACAAAGCUGGUGUGAGGAUGAGCAACUACAAGCUGCUGGUCGGGGGCAUGGCUCGGAAAGCCUGGGUAUCCCUGCCUCAAUCUGAAGAUGCCCCGAGGAGAAAGAUCAACAAAAAGAAGAAGAAGAAAAAACAGAAAGGCUUCAACACGAAGUUACAUCAUCUACUCAAGAAAUCUUCGCGCGAGAAUGGUCAGAAGGGUGAUUUGCCAUCAUCAGACGCUGCAGCAGGAGAGGGACAAGUCACUAAGGAUACCCAAGAAGUCCUCGACAGUGGACCCUCAACAGGGAACUAUAAUGAUUCUUCAGGUAUUCCAGCCGAUGGACCCUCCACAGAGAACUAUAAUGAUUCUUCAGGUAUUCCAGCCAAUGGACCCUCCACAGAGAACUAUAAUGAUUCUUCAGGUAUUCCAGGCGAUGGACCCUUCACAGGGAACUAUAAUGAUUCUUCCGACAUUCCAGCCGACGACAGCCUGGAAGAGCCCACAGCGUCAUAUGAGCUCCUCGAUGAUCAACCAGAUGGCUCUGGUUCCUGGCAAGACACCAGCAGCAGCAGCAGCCUGGAAGAUUUGACCUCCGGAGAAUCGAUCUCUGUGAAGAGCACGUUGAGGACUAUGGAUGACCAAUACAUUUUCUGGAAAGAGAUGAAAGAUGAUCCGACGCUUUACUGGGAGAACCGGGUGCUCAACAUACUCGGCGGAUAUUUCCGUGACAGGACCAAGAUUCGACUUUAUAAUUUGGAAGAUGACCCGGAGGAGAGAGUCAACUUAGCGGCCAUCGACACCAACAGAACGCAGAUAAUGCUGAGCUUCCUGGCGGAGGAACUCCUUCGCUACAAGGUGCCGCUCAUCAGGAGGGACAAAACGAGGGCCCAUCCAACGUACUGGAAGGACGUCUGGUCCCCUGGAUGGUGCCAGUCGGAGUGGUGAUUCCAGAAGAAGAAGAAGAAGAAGAUAAGAGAGACGUCGAGUGAUGCUGCACCUCUGUAGACGCAGAUGAAGCCAGCAAAGUGUAAGGGAUGAUUCCGAGGCAGCAAACAUUGUUUACCAAUUUAAGUCACUAGUGCUGGCUAAGUGUCUGAUAAUGUAUGUUAUUUAAUAUUUACUUAUUCUACAUUCAAGCACGAGAAAGUAGCGUUGGAAGGCUUCAUUUUGAUGUUAAUAAAUUUUAUAUUAAUAAUUUCUUCUCACGACAAUGGAGGAUAUUAGAUUUUACGUGUUUGUGGUUCACUAGUGCUGGCUAAGUGUCUGAUAAUGAAUCUUGUUUAAUAUUUACUUUAAUAUUUACAUUCAAGCACGAGAAAGUCAGAGAGAAAGUAGUGUUGGAAGGCUUCAUUUUGAUGUUAAUAAAUAUAUUAAUAUUUUUUCCCCACGACAAUGGAAGAUAUUAGAUUGUACGUUUGUUUGUGGGUUAGUGAUAGCAUUCACUAAUUUUUGCUAGUCACAAAGUUUAGUUUUGUGUAGAGGUUUGAGUUCUGUAGAAGCCUGUCCUUAUUAGUUUAAGAAUUAGAGAGAUAGUUAAGCACACACACACGCACAC
Molecule: messenger RNA, 2938 nt
Organism: Macrobrachium nipponense
Lineage: Eukaryota; Metazoa; Arthropoda; Malacostraca; Decapoda; Palaemonidae
Product: arylsulfatase B-like
Exons: 12
Coding region: 151-2328 (725 amino acids)
Source: RefSeq, a predicted model, not a curated record